GAUUUGUAGCUCAGGUGGAUGAUUGAUCGAAUUCAUCUAAACUGUAACAUAUUUACGCAGUUACUUCCUGAUCCCCAGUUUUUUAUACAUCGUUUCUCAGAUAUAGAGCAACAAUUAUUAUUGUUUCCUGAGGAUGCAACAGAAAAUUGUAAGUGUUGUCAGUUUAGAUUGCAAUGUUUAAUUGGUUGGUGGGUAAGAAAAGUUGUGAUGUUUGUACAUAAUAAUGGUUACUUUGUACAUUAUUGCGCGUCUAGUUCAAAUUGCAAUAUAAUACCUUCAAGUGUGUACAGUCUUAUAUCUAACUUGAGUGAUGGUCCAUUCAUGACUACUAGAGUACAUAUUGAACAGAUCUUGGUAUUGUAUCCAGCACUCCUAAUCCUACUUAUCUUGACCCGACUGUUGUUGCUACCUGACGUGGUGGUCGGGCUUGCCUAUCGUGAUGAAGCAACCGAGCUAUACUGGCUGUAACAACCGUUCCUCAAGGUCCUACCAUGUCAGACAGGUCGGUUGAAGAG
Molecule: messenger RNA, 515 nt
Organism: Schistosoma mattheei
Lineage: Eukaryota; Metazoa; Platyhelminthes; Trematoda; Strigeidida; Schistosomatidae
Source: the annotation of a GenBank genome assembly